Molecule: messenger RNA, 1380 nt
Organism: Rhinocladiella mackenziei CBS 650.93
Lineage: Eukaryota; Fungi; Ascomycota; Eurotiomycetes; Chaetothyriales; Herpotrichiellaceae
Exons: 1
Coding region: 1-1380 (459 amino acids)
Source: RefSeq, a predicted model, not a curated record
AUGUCCCUGGAGGGAUCAAUAUCACCAUAUCUCUUACCGCCAUCCCUUCUCGACCUCCUAUCCAAUACGGUCAUUCUUGACACCACCCUUCCAUACCUACCUCUAUCAACCAUCUUCUCGCUUUCCAGGACAUCCCACGCUUUUCGCGAUCUGCUCUUCCAGACAGCUAGCGUCUUCCGCUACGUGGACCUUUCGCAAUGUCGCGGUGCAUAUGUGCCCCCGAAUUUAUUGACGAGAAUAGAUUCCGGCGGUCAUUCCUGGCGUGCCGAACGGAUGGACGAGAAUCUGACCGAAGACGAGUUCUAUGCCGGACCACUCCGUGGUGUCCUGUGGAAAUUACGCCGCAUGAAAGUAUUGCAACAUGUGCAAACUUUGGUGCUCGAUGAGCUGGCUUCCGUUACUCAUGAUCUGGUCAGCGAUAUUGUUCUUGCUCCGGAGUAUAAUGUGCGGUUACUUAGCAUUCGUCGAUGUCUGAAUGUCAAUCAGUCAAAGCUACAACAGCUUCUCCGCCACCUCUGCCGACCGAGCAGACCAGAAGGCACUCCACGCUUGCAGGGUCUCUACGUGUUCACAAACCCUGUUUCGCUCAAUCAACACGCAUACGACUACAAUUUCGUCACCUUAGGGGUAACAAUCUCGCAAGGCGCGCCGCUUGGUGCGGGGAUGGUCACCGCCGAUGGGAAGGCUGUCUCGAAUGAACUUGAACCAUGGUAUGCACCCAGCGGUCAGGUUAUUUCCCAAGGUCAUGCUCAACGAUGCGCAUGGGAAGAAACUCUCCAGACCUGUCAUGGGAUAAUCAGCUUCGAUGCUGUGUUAUGUACUCACAUGCACGUCGACAUGGCUCCGGUUCUGCACGCUGCCUCUCGAGAUUAUUUGAUGGAGAACAAACCUGGCAUACCCCCUAUGGCCACCGUGUCUCUCGGCCCCGGGGGAUGUGCAGGCUGCGGCCGAAACCCACAUGGCGCGCCUGUCUGGGGCAAAAGCGACUUCCGUGAAUUCCCUCUGCUCUGGCCCCCUCCCACGACAGGGAAACUCGUUGAUGCCGUUCGACCUCCACUCCGGACGACCGAAGACGGGAGAAUCCUCCCUCAACGAUUGAUCGUUUCCUGUACUUGGUGUCUGACGAAUCGAUACUGUGAAAGUUGUCACCGAUGGUGGUGCGCCGAUUGCUACAAUCCGAAAACGUCGAAGAAACUCAGUGACCUGGAAAGGCUGAGUCGGGCAGGACUUUCCUACUUCCCCUCCAGGGAGGAAAUUGAGAACGGGGCCACGGAUGCAGAUGGUGGCGACCACAUCAAGGUAUUUAAUCGGCUUUGCGUUCAGAACUGUCUUGUUGGCGAAUGGAUGACCGGGGCCGGCGGUGGCGGUAUGUGGGGAUGA